This is a messenger RNA of Sus scrofa (pig), 969 nucleotides long. Its product is annotated as olfactory receptor 2T2. Gene Ontology annotation, cellular component: membrane. NCBI's taxonomy places the organism in Eukaryota, Metazoa, Chordata, Mammalia, Artiodactyla, Suidae. The record is from RefSeq and is a predicted model, not a curated record. Gene Ontology annotation, molecular function: olfactory receptor activity; G protein-coupled receptor activity. Gene Ontology annotation, biological process: G protein-coupled receptor signaling pathway.
AUGGCAGUAUUUCACCAGAACUCCACUGACUUCAUCCUCUUGGGCCUCAUCACACAUCCUACAUUCCCAGGGCUUAUCUUUGCAGUGGUCUUCUCCAUCUUUUUGGUGGCUGUAACAGCCAAUGUGGUCAUGAUUCUGCUCAUACACACAGAUUCCCGUCUUCACACACCCAUGUACUUCUUGCUUAGUCAACUCUCCAUCAUGGACACUGUCUACAUUUGCAUCACUGUCCCCAAGAUGCUGCAAGACCUCUUCUCCAAGGAAAAGACCAUCUCCUUCCUGGGCUGUGCAGUUCAGAUCUUUCUCUAUCUGACCCUGAUUGGAGGGGAAUUCUUCCUGCUGGGCCUCAUGGCCUAUGACCGCUACGUGGCUGUGUGCAGCCCUCUUCGAUACCCUCUCCUUAUGAACCGUAGGAUUUGCUUGCUUAUGGUGGUGGGCUCCUGGAUUGGUGGUUCCUUGGAUGGAUUCAUGCUGACUCCCUUUACUAUGAGUUUCCCCUACUGUGGGUCCCGAAAGAUCAACCACUUUUUCUGUGAGAUACCAGCGGUACUGAAGCUAUCAUGUGUUGACACAUCACUCUACGAGACCCUCAUGUAUGCCUGCUGUGUGCUGAUGCUGCUUAUCCCUAUAUCUGUCAUCUCUGUCUCCUACACUCGCAUCCUGCUCACCGUUCAUCAGAUGAACUCUGCUGAGGGCCGGAGAAAAGCCUUUGCAACCUGUUCCUCCCAUAUUAUGGUGGUGAUCAUUUUCUAUGGGGCAGCCUUCUACACCAAUGUGCUGCCCCAUUCAUACCACACACCAGAGAAAGACAAAAUUGUAUCUGCCUUCUACACCAUCCUCACACCAAUGCUCAACCCACUCAUCUACAGCUUGAGAAAUAAAGAUGUGACCACAGCGCUAAGGAGGUUGAUGGGGAGAUAUGCUUCCUCCCAGAAAAUCAGAGUGGAGGAUGUGCCCAGGAAAUACUAG